Messenger RNA from Racocetra persica, 140 nucleotides. The record is from the annotation of a GenBank genome assembly. NCBI's taxonomy places the organism in Eukaryota, Fungi, Glomeromycota, Glomeromycetes, Diversisporales, Gigasporaceae.
UGAACUCAGAAUUCACAAAACCAAGUAAAUUACUAACAGACCCGGAACUUGCAAACCCAAAAUUUACAGGACCAGGCAAAUUACUGUUUAUCUCAAAGUCCUUAAAACCAGACAGCUCAAAAUCCUCAGAACCAGACCAA